This is a messenger RNA of Salmo salar (Atlantic salmon), 2462 nucleotides long. It is a transcript of the gene rbm12ba, whose product is annotated as RNA binding motif protein 12Ba. The record is from RefSeq and is a predicted model, not a curated record. Lineage: Eukaryota; Metazoa; Chordata; Actinopteri; Salmoniformes; Salmonidae. Gene Ontology annotation, molecular function: RNA binding.
CCAUAAAAUGCGCGCACAAGGCAGCUCGUGCACAGUUAAUGUGGUCGGGCUCGUAAAGGGACAACGUUUUGACCUAUCAUCAUCACAUAAAAUUACGAUAUAGAGGCUAAAAUACAGAGGAGCCAGAGUUGUUAUGGUUUUCAUCUGAUCUCUGGUUGCCAGAUAAAAGGAGUUAAAUAUGACCAUAGUACUUCGGUUGCAGGGUCUGAGUAUUGAGGCCGGGACUGAAGACAUACGCAGAUUAUUUACCAAUUUAUACAUCCCAGAAGGUGGUGUAUAUAUUAUAGGAGGACACCUUGGUGAAGUUUUCAUUGUGUUCACUACAGAGAGAGAUGCCCAGCACGCAAUGAGGCGCUCUGGAACUCUUCUUAAAGGGUCUCCGGUGACCCUACAUAUUAGUAGCAUCGCAGAACUGCAACGAAAAAUAGAGUCCAAACUACAGAGGGAGAAGCUCCUUCCAGUGCUGUUACCUGAGAAGAAGCCUUUGCUGCCCCCGGCAGUGCCCUUGCCCGACCCUGCCACAGCCCUACUGAUCGGCCUUGUUGCUGUUAUCAAGGACUGCAGUCUAAUCGGCCAGGAGAGCACAACAAAGCAACAGCAGCACCUGGUCCUGUGCUCAGGGCCGAUAGCCCAGCUGUCGGUCCUGUGCUCAGGGCUGAUAACACAGCUGCCUGGGGGUGAGCUAAGGAGACCAGAAGAGGCUUACAGGCCAAGGCCAGGCUACGUCAGGCUCUUUGGCCUGCCAAAGACUGUCACCAGCCAGGAGAUCUGCCACUUCUUCAAAGGCCUGUUGGUCCAGGAUGUGAUAGCUAAUGUGAAGCUGGGUGUGAGACAGGGCUGCCUUGUAAAGUUUGGGCAUGCCCAGGACGCAUGUGAUGCUCUAAGCUUCAACCACCAGCAACUGGGCCGCAUCAGCGUGGAGGUCCGUGGGGCCUCUGAGGAGAUGUGGAGCUAUGCCAUCCAGCAGUGUCAGAACCCUUCUUAUGACCCCUUGGAAAACCCCUUGUAUAGGCCCACAACCCAGAGAGAAAUACCCUCGUAUACAAUCCAGAGAGAUGGACCCUCAUUAGAAUCCAAGGAAACGCAGCACCAGGAAAGGGCAAGGCCCUCAUACAGAACCCAAAGACAAAGCUUGUAUGAGCCUGACAGAGAAACACACAGGACCUGGGCCAAGAGGCGCUCUGAGGACAGGUCGCUGUCACGGUCACCGAAGAGGCUCAGAUCCUGUGAGUCUCUUUCACCGAGCGUGGGUCAACUGGGUGACACCAUGGCAACCCCAAGACAACACCAGCAGUGUCAGAGCGAGGAGAAACAUCAGAUUGGGAGACCCAGGGUGAGACCGUUUCCCACAGCACAGACGUGUUUAUGUACGAAACCUCCAGUCAGACGUGACGAAAAUGGAAAUAAAAUAUUUUUUCUGCGACCUUCCUCUGACUGACAGUUUAUCUACAUUCUGUGUGAUCAAGAUGGCAAUGGCAUCGGUGAGGCUGUGGCUCAGUUUAAAACGGAGGAUUUUGCCACACAGGCCCAGAAACGACAUGGCAAGACAUAUAUGGGGACCAGAGUGCUACUCACCUGUAUCAGCUUCCAGCAGAUGGAGGACAUCUUGAAAAGGAAUGCGUGAGGAAAGACGACCUACUCAUAUUUACAUUUGUCAUUUAGCAGACGCUCUUAUAGAGCGACUUACAGUAGUGAGUGCAUACAUUUUCAUACUAUUUUCUACUGGUCCCCGUGGGAAAUGAAACCCAAACCUUAGCGAUGCAAGCGUCAUGCUAUACCAACUGAGAAAUAAUGGACAACUGUUGACCAGAGCCACAUGGGGAUCUGGUUGGAAGUAGUGGACUCUAUGGGGAUAGGGUGUCAUCUGAGAUUGUCCCUAAAACUCAUAAAGAUGGCACUUUAGGACUGAGCUGUCACUGGAAUGAGAAUCCUUGAGUUGUAGUGGCUUUGAGAAGUGUUAACCCCAUACCCUCCAGUCAGUCAUCAACAGUAACAUUUGGACAAGUCUAAACUGGAUAUGAGUCAAUAUCUAUUGUUAUUGAAUGAUUCUAACUUUAAUUUCAAGACCUCCCAUGGUAUAGAAACCCUUUAAUAUUUCUAUAAUACCAAUGGCAGUAAAUCAUUCUACACCUAAACUGUUUAAUUAUGCUAGUAUGUCAAUUCACUGCGUUUAUGGUAGAUUUAAGGUCAACUUGAGAGCCAGCAACAUUUCUCACACAGCUGGAGAAGCAUAGAUGACACCACUGGAGUUUAUUUUCAGUUCCCUAUUUUGUUGGAUCAGAUAAAAUGCAACUCAUGGAAUCCCUUGGGUGAUGCAGUUCCAGUUUUACAUCGAAGGAACAACAUCCUCCAUACUGUGCAUUUGGAAAGUACUCUAAAAUGGAUUAAAUACAUUUUGCCCGUCACACACAACCCAUAUGGACAAAGCGAAAAAGUUUUUUUUUAGAAAUGUUUGCAAAUGU